Messenger RNA from Diabrotica balteata, 1008 nucleotides. The record is from the annotation of a GenBank genome assembly. Lineage: Eukaryota; Metazoa; Arthropoda; Insecta; Coleoptera; Chrysomelidae.
AUGAGUUCCUAUCAGUUCGUGAAUUCUUUAGCGCAAUGCUACGGACAACAAGGACGAUCCGGUGAACAAACUCAUCAGAACCCUGCUCCUGGAGGUGAUUAUUACAAUCCUAAUGCAGCUGCAGCUUCUAGUUACCCGCCUGCUUGCUACUCUCCUCCUCAAGUAGGUCCGCAAUAUCCCCCGCAUCCAUAUGCUACACCUGCACCAGGCCAUGGGCUUCAACCCACAAUGGGAGACUAUACUCAGCUCCAGCCACAACGAAUUCCUGGUGCUACAAGCACACACAUGCACCAUGCAAGCCCUGGUGGCCAAAGCCCUGGAAUGCUAAAUCCUUCGGCUAGCUGUAAGUAUGCUGAUUCGACCUCCUCGACAGGUGUAGCAUCUCCACAAGACCUAAGUACUAGUGGACCGCCGACAAGAGCCACUCCUCCUCUAAAUAGUACACAAACGAGUAAUAAUUCUAACGCGACGAUUACUUCAAAAAGUUCGGGUCUAACAUCUCCUUUAUCGGUCAGUACUUCUCCCACUGGAAAACCACCCACGGGAUCUUCAACAGCUUCGCAAAAUUUAUCUUCACCAGCUUCGAGCACGAGCUCCACCUCGAGCAACGAAAAAUCCGGAUCAAAUAACAACUCGAAGAGCGGGAGUUCCUCGAAUCCACCGCAGAUUUAUCCUUGGAUGAAAAGAGUUCAUCUUGGACAAAGUACUGUGAACGCCAACGGAGAAACGAAGCGCCAAAGGACGUCGUACACUAGGUACCAAACGUUAGAGUUGGAGAAAGAAUUCCAUUUUAACAGGUACCUGACGAGGCGGAGGAGAAUUGAGAUAGCCCACGCUCUCUGCCUCACCGAACGACAAAUAAAAAUAUGGUUUCAAAAUCGGCGGAUGAAGUGGAAGAAGGAACACAAGAUGGCCAGUAUGAAUAUCGUUCCUUAUCAUAUGUCCCCAUAUGGUCACCCUUAUCAAUUUGAUCUGCAUCCUAGUCAGUUUGCCCAUCUUGCAACUUAG